Messenger RNA from Pteronotus mesoamericanus, 2320 nucleotides. It is a transcript of the gene ZNF613, whose product is annotated as zinc finger protein 613. Lineage: Eukaryota; Metazoa; Chordata; Mammalia; Chiroptera; Mormoopidae. The transcript is spliced from 4 exons. The record is from RefSeq and is a predicted model, not a curated record. The coding region runs from base 365 to 2269 and encodes 634 amino acids. Gene Ontology annotation, biological process: regulation of DNA-templated transcription.
GAAUCAACCAGUGAGUGCGUCGAUAAGUGGAACAACAAAUCGAUGUUUCUCUCUUUCCCUCUCCCUUCCUUUCUCUCUCUAAAAUCAAUAAACAAAGUAAAUUUACUUUUUAGCACACAGGUCCUGACUUGAGAAACAAGAUCCAUCACAUGACCUGAGGAGGCAGUUUCAGGACCUAGAUAUCAUCAUUUGCGGGGACACCACUGACCGCAGACUGAGAUUUCUGGUUAGAAAUCUCAGUUAAAGAAGAGACUAAGGACACAGCAUCCUCGGUACUGGCCAUUUCUGAAUAACAGAAGAAAAUGAUUAAGGACCAGGAAUCACUAACGUUUCAUGAUGUGGCUGUGGACUUCACCUGGGAGGAAUGGCAGCUCCUGGACCCCGAUCAAAAGGAUCUGUACAGGGAUGUGAUGUUGGAGAACUACAGCAACCUGGUGUCAGGUAUCCAGCCAGGAAGCCAGACACACUGUCCAGAUUGGAGCGAGGGGAACCGUGGACAAUAGAAGAUGAAUCCCGCAGUGGAAUCUGUUCAGAAAUCAAGAAGAAUGACAGUCAUCUACAAGGACACAUCCAAAAUCAAAGAUGUCUUAAGAGAACAAAACAGUGCCAUGAACAUAAUAAUGCAUUUGGAAGCAUCAUUCAUUGGAGUAAAAAUAAUUUUCUUUUAAGGCAAAAUCAUGAUAUAUUUGACUUACAUGGGAAAGUGUUGAUAUCGAAUAUAAGUUUGGCCAACCAGAAUGGAAACUGUGAAAUGAAGAACCCAGUUAAGAUUAAUGAAGAGGCGAAAUCCUUCCUCUGUGCAAAGGAUGAGCAAUGUCAUACCGAAAUAAAAUUUCCUGAAUGUGGAAAUUCUAUAAAUAUCCCCUCACAAUUCAUUAAGCACCAAAGACCUCAAAAGAUAAAUAAACCCCAUAUAUGCAGUGAAUGUGGGAAAGACUUCAUCAAGAAGUCUCGCCUCAUCGACCACCAACGAGUUCAUACAGGAGAGAAACCUCAUGGAUGCGGCAUAUGUGGGAAAGCCUUCUCCAGGAAGUCCAGGCUCACUGAACAUCAAAAAACUCAUAUAGGAGAGAAACGGUAUGAGUGCACUGAAUGUGACAAAGCCUUCCCCAAGAAGUCACGGCUACUUACUCAUCAGAAAACUCACACAGGAGAGAAACCCUAUGUAUGCGAUGAAUGUGGAAAAGGCUUUGUCAAGAAAUCUCGGCUCAUUAAUCAUCAGAGAGUUCACACAGGAGAGAAGCCCCAUGGGUGCAGUCUGUGUGACAAAGCCUUUUCCAGAAAGUCCAGGCUCAUUGAACAUCAGAGAACUCACACAGGAGAAAAACCUUAUGAAUGCACAGAAUGUGACAAAACCUUCCGCUGGAAAUCACAGCUCAAUGCCCAUCAGAAAACUCACACAGGAGAGAAAUCAUAUAUAUGCAGUGACUGUGGGAAAGGCUUCAUUCAGAAGGGUAAUCUCAUUGUACAUCGGCGCAUUCACACUGGGGAAAAACCUUAUAUAUGCAACGAAUGUGGCAAAGGCUUCAUCCAGAAGGGCAAUCUUCUUAUACAUCAACGGACUCACACUGGAGAGAAACCAUAUGUGUGCACUGAGUGUGGAAAAGGCUUUAGCCAGAAAACUUGCCUCAUAUCCCAUCAGAGAUUUCACACUGGAAAGACUCCCUUUGUGUGUUCUGAGUGUGGAAAAUCCUGUUCACACAAAUCAGGUCUCAUUAACCAUCAGAGAAUUCACACAGGGGAGAAACCCUAUACUUGCAGCGAUUGUGGGAAAGCUUUUAGAGAUAAAUCAUGCCUCAAUAGACAUCGAAGAACUCAUACAGGAGAGAGACCCUACGGGUGCUCUGAUUGUGGGAAAGCCUUCUCCCAUCUCUCAUGCCUUGUAUAUCAUAAGGGAAUGCUGCAUGCAAGAGAGAAAUGUGUAGGUUCAGUCAAGUUGGGAGACCCUUUUUCAAAGAAUCACAGCUCGUUACAUUCAAGUGACAUCAUACAGGAGAAGACCCCUAUUGAUACAGUGACUGUGCACAUACCUCCUAUGGCAGCUCAGACGUCCUUACACAUCAGUGGGUUUGUAGCACAUGGGAACAUGACCACUGUGGGACAGCCAGAUGCCAGAGACAUGCCCUCAACAGAGUACAAAACUAGCACAGGGAAACCUUACGAAUGCAGUGAAUGUGAUAGUACCUUCAGUGACCAAUUAUGUCAUGUUUUAUGUCACAAAAAGCACACAGGAGUAAACUGUGAUGCAAUCAAGGUGGAAGACCCUUGAAUAAAGCCUUGUAGCUCAUUAUAUGGCUGACAAGUGUAUACUGAGACAAAU